CAGCAAGAUGCGCUGACGUCACAGCGGGAGGAGAGCCGAAGCGAGUCGGGCCACUUUUCUCCAUCCUGGCGAUGAUGGCGUCCCGACACCCAUGAGCAAGCAGAAAAAGAAGAGGAAGAAAGAAAGAAAGACCGAACGCGAGGGCCCCUUUCAGGAUCCGCGAUGAUUAAUUUUUGCUUCGGACUUCAAUUCGUUCGUCUUUUGUUGUUGGUAUGUCUGCAUCGGUGACUCUGUAUUGGAGGUUGGGGUAACACGGCGCAGGUGCCUCCAUCCAUCCGUUUAUCUAUCCGUUCAUCCAGCGCAGUGGAGGGGCCGGGCCGGGCCGAUGGCUGCUGGGGGAGGCGGAGGAGGAUGCGGGGAGUCGGUGGAUCAUUACCGGGCGGAGGUGGAGCGGCUGACCCGCGAGCUCGCGGAGGCGAACAGGGAGAAGGUCCGGGCGGCGGAGUGCGGGCUCGCGGUGCUGGAGGAGAACCAGAGCCUCAAACAGCAGUAUGCGGAGCUCGAGGCCGAGCAGGAGACCCUCAGACAGGAGCUGGAGCAGCUGCACGAGGCCUUCAGCCAGGCGUACACCACCCAAAGGAAGGUGGCUGAAGACGGGGAGACCAACGAGGAGACGCUGCUGCAGGAGUCGGCCACUAAGGAAGCGUACUACAUGGGCCGCCUGCUAGAGCAGCAGGCCGAGCUGAAGAGCAGCAGAUCGCAGGCGUCCUGCACGCAGGCUGAGAACGAGAGACUCGGCACCAUCCUACAGGAGCUGAGAGAGAGUAAUGAGAUGUUGGAGUUGCAGAGAAGCCGGAUGAGAGAGGAGAUCAGGGAGUAUAAAUUCAGAGAGGCCAGAUUACUGCAAGACUACACUGAACUGGAGGAGGAGAACAUCUCGCUGCAGAAACUGGUGUCCACGCUCAAGCAGAACCAGGUGGAGUAUGAGGGCCUGAAGCAUGAAAUCAAAGUUCUGGAGGAGGAAACAGCCCUGCUGAACAGCCAGUUAGAAGACGCGCUGCGUUUGAAGGAUAUCGCUGAGACCCAGUUAGAAGAGGCUUUGGAUUCUCUGAAAAGCGAGCGAGAACAGAAGAACGCUUUGCGAAAGGAAUUAGCGCAUCAUCUAACCGUGUGCGACGGGGGUUUCAGCUCAGGCUGCGCCCAUCUGAUUGCCCUGACAUCAGCGCCACCUAGUGGCAGUGCUACUCCGACCGCCGCCACGUCGCCCAGUAGUGAGGAUGGCGGAAAGUGCAACGGGCAUCUGCUUCAGGGCGCUGCGGGAUCAGUUUUGAGCCGACUGAAUGGAGACUUCAGGUCAUCAGGUUUGAGGAAGACUGAAAUUCUAACCCCUGACCUCUUUAGUGAGCUCAAUGGCCCUGAAAUCCUGAAACUAAGACAACAGCUUCAGCAGGUGGAACGUGAAAAAGGGUCAUUGCUCAACAGCUUGCAAGAAUCACAGGCUUUGCUCCGUCACACACAGGGGGCACUGACGGAGCAGCACGAGAAGGCCAAUCGCUUGGGUGAGCGCUUCCGAAAACUCCGCCGCCAGCGCAGCAGCAAGGAAACCAAGGGGGAAGAGGAGGACGAAGAAGAGGAGACUAUAUGCAUCCCUAGCGGCCAGGAAGGGCCGAGUCUAGAAUUGCUGCAAUGUAAAUACAGGGUGGCUGUGACAGAGGUGGUUGGACUGAAGGCGGAGCUUAAGGAGGUGAAGGACAGAUAUAAUGAGUCCGUGGAGGCAAGAGCACGGGCGGAGGAGCAGGGCAAGGCGCAGCUGCAAGCAUUGGAGACACAAGUGGUGCAGCUGGAGCGCAGCUGCAGGGAAGGCCGGGAGAAGGCGGUGAAUCUGGAACGCGAGCUGCGGGCAGCCAAUAACACGACCUUGGAGACGCAGGGAACCCUGGGAACUGCCCAAGAAGAGCUGGCGACAUUCAGCGAGGAGUUGGCGCAACUUUACCACCACGUCUGCCUGUGCAACAACGAGACACCCAAUCGCGUUACGCUGGACUACUACCGGCAGGGCCGAACCCCAACGCGCAUUUCCACCCCUGGCCACAAGGGGCAGGACGAUCACCGUGUGCUGUUGACCCCGCGUCUCGCUCGUCGUUUAGCUGCGAUUAACGCCGCAACGUCCGCCGAGUCUCGUAGCCCUUCGGACUCACCAUCCAAAGAACCUCUCACUGCUGAGCAGAGCCCAGUUCGUACGCCACUGGGUUCACCCGUCGUUAGUGCCUCUUCCUCGUCUUCAUCAUCUUCCCCGGCACCCGAAUCGGCCACGGGGUCCGACCUCCGGCGUGAACCCACUAACAUCCACCACCUCAACGCCAUCAUCCGCGACCAGAUCAAGCACUUACAAAAGGCGGUGGACCGCUCGCUCCAGCUGUCCCGCCAGAGAGCGGCCGCUAGCGAACUGGCCCCGCUAAUGGACAAGGACAAGGAGGCCUGCAUGGAGGAGAUUCUCAAGCUCAAGUCGCUCCUCAGCACAAAGAGGGAGCAGAUCGCAACCUUGCGCCUUGUGCUCAAAGCCAACAAGCAGACGGCUGAGGUGGCUCUGGCCAACCUGAAGAGUAAAUACGAGAACGAGAAGACAAUGGUGACGGAGACCAUGAUGAAACUGAGGAACGAGCUAAAGGCAUUGAAAGAGGACGCAGCUACCUUCUCUUCCCUCAGAGCCAUGUUCGCCACGCGGUGUGACGAGUACGUGUCUCAGCUGGACGAGAUGCAGAGACAGCUCGCGGCGGCGGAGGACGAGAAAAAGACGCUCAACUCUCUACUCCGCAUGGCCAUCCAGCAAAAACUUGCCCUCACGCAGAAACUGGAAGACCUGGAGUUCGACCAAGAGCAGUCGCACCGGACCCGUGCGGGAAAACCGUCCCGGCUGAGGAGCAGCACACCCAAAGUAAGUGGAACGCCAGUCCCGCCCCUUCCCGACACCCCUUUGACAAUUACCGAGGUCCUUACGGCAGCAGCCGCCAUCACCUCGCCUACCACGCCCAGCUUCACACCCACCCAGCCCUCCGCCCCCAACAGCCCGCCCUCCCUGGAGGCCCCUUCGUCUCCCGCAUUGUCUUCCUCGUCCUCCUGGACGCCCCCGACCACGCCGUACCGCCAUUGGACAAUGGGCGUCCGGGCGUACGUCGUCGAACCGCACACUUACGCCAACCUACCAACUCAUACCUCCAUCCUGGCCCGUCGCUAUGCAAGUGAGUCGCAUUAUUCCCCAGGCUCCGCCCCUUCCUCGCCCUACCGCUCGCCCCUAUUGGCCGGUCGCCGCUCCAUGUGGAGCUCGUCCCAAUCCGGCCCCCUUCCCAGCCACUUCCAGCGCUCUACGUCCCGCUACACGCCCCCUUCGUCCGGCUACAGCCCUUUGUACCCCAGAAACUACGGCUCCCAGCAUCCCCGCUACUGACGGGUGCCGCAGAGAGGAGGACACACACUGGUUUCUGUGUUUGAAUGUUUCGGGGAGUGUUUUCGUUUUUUUGUUGUUGUUUUUUUAAACUCAGGGAUUUAAUGGAGCACAAGUGGCCCGGCCUUCUUCAAAAGAGACUGUUGAUCAGUUCUCAGGACACUGUGUUCUCUGUCCCGACCUAAACGCACACGGACUGUUCAAGUACACUAAUGAGGAGAAAUUCAACAGGAUGUUAACAGAAUCGGAUCUGGUCGUGGGUUGUUGGUGUGUAUGAGAGUGAGUGUGCGAUUGUCACAUGAUUUGAACAAUAGGAGUCGAUUAAGUAGUUGAUUUGUAACAAGAUUUUAUAUGAAAUGCCGAUUGCAGUAUCAGUAUCUGAGAAGGUUGGCUAUGUUUGGAAUAGAAUACCAGUGCAGUGCAAUUCACAUCACAUACCCUGAAACCAUCCGAGAUGUAGAUGAGUUUGUUUCUUCAUCAGAUUUGCAAAAAUGUAGCCUUAUCAUACUUGCUCACAAGCAAUCCUGUCCAUCAAUUACAAUCUUGUAAAGCUGCAUGUAUGUAAUUAAGGCAUUUUAAACUGUAAACCGUCUCUUACGGCCAAAAUAUAAAUCCAUAAUAGCACACCCGAUUUUUAUAUACCCAUAUCCCUUUAAAAUCUCAUGAAAUAAACCAAUAAAGUGGGAAAACGCAAGUCUUUUUGUGUCACAUGCCGUGUGCUGCAUGCAUACUGCAGUAUGCUAUUCCAGACAUAGCCACAGUCACAGUGCCAUCCAGUGGAUAAACAGCAUAAAUGUGGCCCAUCCCAUGUAACGGUUAGUGCGCAGAGUCACGUUUAUAGAAAUACAAGACACCAUUUUAAUUUGUAGUUAAGAUCAGACUGGGUCAGAUAUGAACUCAUUAAUGUUGUGAGUGCUUACAGGAACAGCGACGCUGCAUUGAAUGUAUGUUAAUGAUGAAGUGAUGCAAUUGUCUAGAUGACUAAAUUCUCAGGGAAUAUCAUUCAUUGUCAGCUGUCUAAAGGUGGCCAAUAACAUUGCAACGUUUUUUUUAUUUACAGCACAUAUGAUCUGCAGGAGUGAUUUACAGUAUAACAUACGCAGUGCUCAUGUCCUGUCUAGUCAGUGUUCUUCCCGUUUGUUGCCAUCUUAUCAGUUGCAUUGAUGUUUUUCUUGUUGUUGUUUUUCCCCUUUACAUAUUCACAUUUUGGCAAGACAUCUUACUCCAAAACUCACAGCCAAAAUAAGCUGCCAAACAGCGCAGAAAGUGUCACUUAGAAAGGGACGUGCAUGGGCCCAAACAUCUUUUCUGUCGAAAUAUUGCUGUAUUUCACGAGAGGAGCCCGUGUCCUCCCAUUAAACGUUCUGUGUGACACUGACGGGCCGCACACUGGCCCACUAGAGCCAUAUCAGACCCGCACCGACCUACAGCACAUCACACAGCGCUUGAAGCAUUUGACAGGUAUCAAACCCUCAACCCCAAGCCUGCCAUGAUUUCCCCCGCAUGCCAUUUUUUUAAAUGCUGGUUUUUGCUAAAUGCAUUUUCAAAUAUUUAUUUUUGAAGUAAAUGGGUCCUUCUGCAAUUGCUGUGACUUUUCCUAUAUGAAACGAGAUAUUUUGAAUAAUGUUUAAUUCUAGUAUAAAAUAUAAAUAAUUAUAUAUAAUUAAUAAAUAAAUAUUAUAUAUUUAUAAUCUACAUUUAUACACUUAGUUAAAAUAAAUGAAAUGCAUUCUAAUUCUAUAUGACACAAUUGCAAUUUAUUUCUUAUUUUAACAAUUAGCUAAUUUACUGUUGGAUUUGUUUCUUGAGUUUUAGUAAAUCAGGAGUGUAAAAAAAUAAUAAUAAUAACAAUUUUAAUGCAAAAGUCACCGCUAUUGUAGAAAGACUCGAUUCUGAUCCCAAUUCAGAGUUUAAUUCAUUAUUGCCCACACAGGCCUCAGUACUGCAUGAAAUUGAAAUGUAAAUUUUACUUUAUCGCUCUUUUUGUGGAUUGUAGAUCUAACAGUACGACUAUAAGUAGGUGGCGAUCUUUAAAAAGUAUUAAAGAUGCUAUUUUUCUCUAUUCUUGCUGUUCUCUGCCGGCUUCCUGAAGUCAGAUCUGGGGCUGAUGAACAGGUGAAACAGAUCGUUUGCUAUGGUUCACAAAGAGGGCUUUACGUAAUCAUCUGAGAUCAGACGAAGCAGCUUCAGGGGUGUUGUUUUUUUCCGAUCAGGACAGAAACCAUGUGAGACCUCCUCUCUGUCGCGUCCGCGCACCUGAGGCCUGAAAGCACGCAAACGAACACGUUUUGCGCGUGAUCGCGUGAUCGUGACGUCAGCGCUCCAAAACCGAAUCCCGGUGUGCCGCCGUCUCGUUCAGACAGACGUCCAAUUUGAGGGAACCUGUCAAAUGCUUCUUGCUUCCCGCGUCGCUUUGUCUUUGAUCUCGUCUCAUUCGUGUCGCGCUGCGGCGUCUGCACUAGCUGGAGUCGUAGAUGAAUGUGUUUUCUACUGUGUGUUACUGUAAACAGCCACUUUGUGCAAAUGCAUAACACUUUUUGAGGGCAGACUGUUAUUCGUGUCCCUGUCUGCUGUCAUAUGCAUGUGUAUACAGUACACGGCCUACAGCGAAACACUGUAUAUGUCUGUUGUGAACUGGACUGUAAUGUUGUAUAUUCUUCCUAUAUACUGUAAAUAACAGGCAUAAAUGCAUUGAUUGA
This is a messenger RNA of Puntigrus tetrazona (Sumatra barb), 6081 nucleotides long. RefSeq names its product protein bicaudal D homolog 1-like. Gene Ontology annotation, molecular function: dynein intermediate chain binding; dynein complex binding; cytoskeletal adaptor activity. The record is from RefSeq and is a predicted model, not a curated record. Lineage: Eukaryota; Metazoa; Chordata; Actinopteri; Cypriniformes; Cyprinidae. Gene Ontology annotation, biological process: positive regulation of receptor-mediated endocytosis; regulation of microtubule cytoskeleton organization; protein localization to organelle. Bases 326 to 3385 code for a protein of 1019 amino acids. Gene Ontology annotation, cellular component: cytosol; Golgi apparatus. The transcript is spliced from 7 exons.